Messenger RNA from Toxorhynchites rutilus septentrionalis, 1860 nucleotides. RefSeq names its product ubiquitin-conjugating enzyme E2 J2. The record is from RefSeq and is a predicted model, not a curated record. The coding region runs from base 365 to 1117 and encodes 250 amino acids. The transcript is spliced from 4 exons. NCBI's taxonomy places the organism in Eukaryota, Metazoa, Arthropoda, Insecta, Diptera, Culicidae.
CUAAGAAUUCAGAAUACAUAUGUUUAGUGUGUAAUUUCUGCAUUUACUCACCACUGGAGCUUUGAUUGGGCAACAUUCAUUGUUUUGAUGUCAUUCGCAUGUCAUCGUAUAUUUUUACGUCCUAUAGUAAUAUUCACCACCUAGUACACGUAUCGAUUCCCUUGCUAACAAAUCAAUCGACGAGUAAAAAGGUGAAUAAUCAGCCUCCAAUUGACAAAUGGAAAUUGCAAUAAUUGAGGAUAGUGAAAAACAGUAAAAAUACCAAUUACGUGUACUUGUUUAUACGAAAAAAAAAACAAGAUUACCAUUCUCACCAUACCAUUCAGUAUUGGUUCCUGCACUGUAUAUUAUUUGAAAAUAAAUCAUGACCAAUCAAAAGCCUACAGCAACAUCACGUUUGAAACAAGAUUAUAUGCGUCUGAAACGAGAUCCAGUGCCCUACAUCACUGCGGAGCCGCUGCCCUCGAAUAUACUUGAGUGGCAUUAUGUUAUCAAAGGACCGGAAGAUUCACCAUAUCAUGGAGGUUAUUACCACGGAACAUUACUUUUCACCAAGGAGUUCCCCUUCAAGCCACCAUCAAUUUAUAUGGUUACGCCUAAUGGACGGUUUAAGACGAAUAAACGGCUUUGUCUGAGCAUAUCGGACUUUCAUCCGGAUACUUGGAAUCCAGCCUGGUCAGUGGCUACUAUUUUAACAGGUCUGCUAAGUUUUAUGCUGGAAACAACGCCUACUCUCGGUUCUUGUGAGUCAACCACAUACGAAAAGCGGAAAUACGCUCGCCAGUCACUAGAAUUCAACAUGAAAAAUGAAGUGUUUCGUGAAUUAUUUCCCGAAGUAUGUGAGGAAAUUAACGAUCGAUUGGCGAAGCUCGAGGAACAUCGAAAACAAAAUGUGACCAACAAUAACGGUUCCAUCGUAAGCAAUGGCACAGCGGCCGGCUCAACGCCGACGGAAGGAAUAGAAGCCGAACCAGCUGAGGGCGGAGUGAAUAUAAUUUCAAACACUGACGAUAAUAACAUUUGGCAUUCCCUGUACACGAAUCUGAUCGUGUUGAUCGGAUUCGUUAUUUUCGCGUUGAUAGUUCAUUAUGUGAUCAAGAGUAUGAACAUUGAAUGAUUGUAAACCAUUUGCUUGCAUCGCACUCUUUCCAAGGUUUCCUUUUCUUUUCUUUUGCGAUGUUUGUUUCAGUGGCAAGUUCAUUUGUAUCGAUGGUCGCAUGUACAAUGGUUAAAUCAUAGAUGUGUUAAUUAUUUUUAUUGUAUUCAUGAGCAAUUUCGCCCAUGGCCUUCUUUUGAAAAACAUAUUUUGUGUUGAUAUCACACAAGUGUCCCAGUAAUGUUACGGUUUGCGGGAAGUUUUCAAUGUUCAAAAUAUCAACCGGAUUUGCAAUGUUCGAAAGAAGGACGUUAAAUUAAACAGUGUAGAUAUAAUAACAAUAAAACCAUUAGGCUUUAUCGGAUAACAUAAACUCCCUUUAUUUCACGCGGCGAAUGACGUGAGAUGGCCCAAGUCACACUGCUCCCGAAGUCGAAUGGCAUGGCGUUUGUCACCAGGUAAGAUUUGAAGUCGUGUUCUCAUAUGUUAUCGACUCGUGUAUCAAAUAAGAGCUGAAAUAUAAGGUGGCUUCCAGAAUAAAACGGGACACUUUGUUAUCUCACGUCACUCGUCGCGCGUAUGAAAGGGGACUGGUUUUUAAUCAAAAUCGCGAUGACAGAUAACGGAAGCCUGCGCACACAAUACUAGGACUGCUUUACAACCCGGUAGAUAGCUUUCCGGUACGGCAACCAAAGAUCCAGGAGAACUGUAUCAGAUCAGAAAAUAUUCAAAUAUAUAUAGUAUUGUACUAACGGAGAUAUGAA